This is a messenger RNA of Penicillium cinerascens, 654 nucleotides long. Its product is annotated as putative 2-hydroxychromene-2-carboxylate isomerase. Gene Ontology annotation, biological process: glutathione metabolic process. Bases 1 to 654 code for a protein of 217 amino acids. Gene Ontology annotation, cellular component: peroxisome; mitochondrion. The record is from RefSeq and is a predicted model, not a curated record. Gene Ontology annotation, molecular function: glutathione peroxidase activity; glutathione transferase activity. The transcript is spliced from 4 exons. Lineage: Eukaryota; Fungi; Ascomycota; Eurotiomycetes; Eurotiales; Aspergillaceae.
AUGCCCAGUCCAAAGAUCACCCUCUACGUGGACGUUGUCAGCCCGUUCGCGUAUAUCGCAUUCCACAACUCAUCAACAUUCGCCAAAGUUGACGUAACUUAUGUCCCAAUCCUCCUGGGAGGUCUGAUGCAAGCCUGCAACAACUCGCCACCCAUUAACAUCAAAAACAAGGACAAAUGGAUCAACAAAGAGCGCGAGAGAUGGGCCAAGUAUUUCUCAGUCCCCAUAGCCGACAAGGUACCUGAUGGUUUCCCGAUACGGACACUAGCGGUGCAGCGCGCAUUGUGUGCACUUUCACAAAAGGCGCCCGCGAAGCUUCCUGCCGUUCUUGAGGGAUUGUAUCGCGCGUUCUGGGUUGAGAGGAACUCCAAGGUUGCGGAGCCGGAGGGCUUUGCUCCUAUUAUGGAGAAUGUGCUCGGCAAGCAGGAUACGCAGGAGAUUAUAUCAGCUAUGGGCCAGCCUGACGUCAAGGGCCUUUUGAUGUCUAACACUGACAGAGCCUUCAAGGAAGGAGCCUUUGGUCUUCCUUGGUUUGUAUGCACCGACGCGAAUGGCAAGACGGAGGGAUUCUGGGGCAUUGAUCAUCUCGGCCAGUUGGUUGAUUUCCUUGGUUUAGACCGGAGUCAAGAUGCCGGGUUCAAGGCUCUGCUUUAA